This is a messenger RNA of Hylaeus anthracinus, 1299 nucleotides long. RefSeq names its product nucleoporin Nup37 (gene Nup37). Bases 268 to 1233 code for a protein of 321 amino acids. Gene Ontology annotation, molecular function: protein binding. Lineage: Eukaryota; Metazoa; Arthropoda; Insecta; Hymenoptera; Colletidae. The record is from RefSeq and is a predicted model, not a curated record. Gene Ontology annotation, cellular component: nuclear pore outer ring. The transcript has 4 exons.
CUUACAGCGCGUGCAUGUUUUUUAUGUUUAUACGAAUCACAAUUGCGAUUGUAACGUAACGUUAUUCGCGAUAUAAUUGUGCUACGCAGAGAUUGUUAAAUUACAGAGGAAAUCUUUAACUGUCGUUUACCGUUCAUGCACGAUUUUUUGAAACUCCUUCCGAUGAGGCUCACGAGUUAACGUUCGUCGAUGAAACUUUGAAGGUUAUGCCGGCGAUCUUUCACGAUCCUCGUUUGCAACCGAUAAUCGCGAUAAUACGAAUAAGCAAUGGACGAGGCCUUAACUACACCGCCUACAUUUCAAUUGCAUUUUUCCAAACAAAUAUAUUGUGUUGAAUUAUCUCCGUACGAAUGGUCUCAGCAAUUAAUUUGUAUCGCUCUCGCCGAAGAAAUCGUAAUCGGUACGAUUAAAUUUCAGGAUGAGGAUGAGACUGUAGAAGAUAUUGCUUACAGUCCUUUUAGAACAUUUUGUCAUAGUGUUCGACCUCAUGCUGUUGCUUGGAGUCCAGAAACCUCCCUGAGUGUUGUACCAAAAGUUCUUAUGUUUUGUGUUGCUGGGGCAGAUUUUAAAAUAAGGUUAUAUAGCAGUGACAUGACCAAUGAUACUGUACAUGAGAUGAAAGGGCAUAAAGAUUAUAUAAACUCAAUUUGUUAUGAAACCGAAGGCGAGAUAUUGGCUUCAGUGUCUGAUGAUCAUACAUGUAAGCUUUGGGCUGUAAAAGAGGAUGACGAAUGCAUUUCCACAUUUUAUUUAACAUCUCCUGGAAUGAGUAUACGUUUUCACCCUGAAAAGUCUGGAAAGCUUCUCAUAGGAGAAAAGAAUGGACUGAUUCACAUGUAUGAUGUACGAAGUCAACAAGCAAUAAUGUCCUUAGAUGCAGAUGUUGUUCCCUUAAUGUCAAUUGAUUGGGGACCAAAUCCAUUAAAAGUGGCUGGUAUAGCUGCUGGAAAAUUAAUCCUUUGGGAUAUAUCUAAACCUAGCCCACCUCUAGAAUUAAGACCCCUUCAUAUGGAAGGUGGAUUAACGGUAAAAUUUUCUCCAGCUUAUGAAUAUUUUGUAGCAAGCAUUGGCAGACCAGAUAAUUUAUUAAAAGUUACAAAUAUAAGAUCUGAACAAGAGGUAAUUUGUGGUCAAGUCAAAUUAAUAGGUGGAAUAUCAUGGCACUAUAAAUUACCAUAUAUUUGUGCUACAAGUGACAGAGAAAUUCGUUUUUGGAAGGUAACUUUGAAUUAAAAAUAACUAAUGCUUUGGAAUAAAUGGUAUUAUUAUUUCUUUACAAAUAAAAAUCGUAUUUUUCUA